UGACGCCUCGAACCGCAUAUAUAGUGUCCGACAGCAUUUGAAAGCAGCAUCGCUGCGAUAAAACGGACGCGCACAGGUCGGUUCAACAGGUGUAGACAUCGGUAGACAUGCAGCUGUUCUGUUGGGGAGACAGCUCCAGUGGACAGUUCGGUCCUCAGGAAGCCCUCAGCCCGGCGUCCUGGACCGUGCCCGGGGUCAUUACCGACAUCUGCUGCGGGGACCGACACACUUUAUUCCUCACUGCGGAUGGAAACGUGUUGUCAUUUGGGCACGACUCCCAGGGACAACUUGGAAGAAAGAAUAAAAAAGAUGGAAAGACGCCAGGUCGUGUGGAGGGGCUGGGCGAUGUGGUGGCGAUGGCUUGUGGUCAAGACCAUUGUCUGGCUGUGUGCGGAUCAGGACCCGUGUUCUCCUGGGGGGCAGGAGAGGAUGGACAGCUAGGAACGUUACCGCCGUGCAACAGACAGCGACCGAGCCAGGUGCCCCUACCAUUGGCUGUAUCAAUAAUUCAAGUUGCUUGUGGGAAUUCACACUCCCUGGCACUGACCAAAGGGGGAGAUGUCUUGUCGUGGGGUUCAAACAGUCACGGUCAGCUCGGUCUGGGGAAGGAGGUGUCAAUGCUGUGCACCCCGAGUCUGGUGCACGCUCUGACCGGUGUAGCCGUGACCCAGAUUGCUGCUGGAGGGACUCACUCUCUGUUCCUCACGCUCUCAGGCCUGGUGUACUGCUGUGGGGCCAAUAAGUCUGGCCAGUUGGGGCUCAACAGGGUGGAUGAGAAAGGCAGGUUCAACAUCUGUGCGGUGCCUGCGCUCAGACCUCUGAGAGUCUGCUUCAUAAGCUGUGGAGAAUCCCACACUGCUGUGUUAACAAAGGGUGGUAAAGUUUUCACCUUCGGUGAGGGAAGCCACGGACAGCUCGGUCACAACUCCUCUGCUAAUGAAGUGAAACCCAGAGAGGUUGACGGUCUGGAUGGACCUGCCACUCAGAUUGCCUGUGGCAGGCAUCACACCUUGGUUUUGGGAUCUUCUGGUCACCUGUGGGCUUUUGGCAAUGGGGCCAAAGGUCAGAUUGGAAGUGGACAAGCACAAGGCAGUCUGACUCCCACAUUGGUGCAGCUUCCAUGGACUGAGGACAGUGCAGCGGCACCCAGUGCAGACUUGAAAAUAUCAGCUGGGUGGAAUACAAACUUUGCUUAUUCUGCGCCUGAAAAGAACCUGGAGCGCUUGCAGAUAUCCGGGCGCCUGGAUGAGACAAAACUGCAAAGAUGGCUGGCAAUGAGACACAGUAACGUGGAGGCCAGAAGAGAAAUAGCUUCAGUGUUCUCGACAACUUCAAGUCUUGUUGCAAGUUUCACAAAAGCCAGUGACCCUCCAUUAGAAGCCGGGGCUUUAACUGUGGACCUUGAGGCUGCUAGCAAAGUUUUUGAUCAGCUGUUGGCUGUACCAUGGAUCCGACAAUCAAUAAACAUAAACAUCCUGGUUGGCUUGAUUAUUAAAUCUGGAGGUGCCAUCAAAUCUCCAGAGAUUAUCCUGCUUCUGCUGACGUGCCCCCUUCUGGAAGAAGAUGUUAUGCAUGGAGUUUUGCCUCUUGCAAUCCUUAUAUCGAAUCUCAGUGAGAAGACUCAGGCGACAAUAAAAAGCUGGUGGUCUUCACUGUCACCCUCCUUACUGAGAAAGCACAUCAUGGUCUUCAAAAAUGCCCUGGUCUUCAUGCUAAAAAAUGGCCUCCUACUCACUCACAACCCAGGAAUCAGAUACUUGCUGCAGGUCCUCAAGCUACUCUACAAAGCAAACAAAACUGGAAAGUCCUACAAAGUCCCACUGAGCACUUUUUACGUGGAGGAAAUCAGUGGGAAUGUGCAGCCAGUUGAGGAUGUCAGCCUUUGGAAAGCAUUUUCUAAAAUUGAGGACGAGGAGAACACACCUGCAAUCUUCUGCCGCUACCCAUUCCUUUUCACUCUGGUUUGCAAGGUGGCAAUUUUUAACAUCGUAGCUCACGCAUCGAAGAAGAGGCAUAAUUUGGAUCCUGGACAGGCUUUGUUCUGGCCUCAAGAAACUUUGGGAGAUCUUCCGGAACCUGGCGCUCCCCCCAUUUUCCAGCUAACUCUGAGACGAACUCACUUGGUGGAGGACACCUUCAGACAGCUCGCUGCAGCUGACCACUGUGCCUUCCAAAGGGAACUUGUGGUGCAGUUUGUGGAUAACAGGAAUUUGUCGCUUGUCAACAAAAAGGACUUUUUCCUCCAUGUGUUCAAGGAGCUGAUGGAUCCCAAAUCUGGAAUUGUCAUGUACAAUGAAAGCGAGACUGUGGCCUGGUUCCCUCCAAGACCAAAGGUGGAGGAGAAGACUUACUUCCUGUUCGGGGUUCUUUGUGGACUGGCUCUGUAUAACCACAACAUCGUCUACAUGCCCUUCACACAAGCUCUGUUCAAGAAGCUGGUCCGUGUCAAACCCUCACUGGAUGACUUGAAGGAGUUUGAUCCCAUACUGGCAGAGUCUAAGAGGUGUAUCUUGGAGGACUACGCUCCUGAUAUGAUCAAAACACUGGAGACUACUUUCACUGUCCCCUGGUGUGGUGAGGAAGUUGAGCUUGAUCCGAAAGAACCCAGAAAACUUGUUACUGGUGCAAACAGGAAAGAAUUUGUAGAUGCCUUCGUCGACUACGUCUUCAACAAAUCAGUGGAGAAAACAUUUGAAGCUUUCCGAACAGGGUUUUUCAAAGUGUGCAACAUUGAUGUGGUGGAGUUCUUCCAGCCGGAAGAGCUGCAAGCGGUGAUGGUGGGCCAAGAAAACUACGACUGGGACGUGUUCAAGCAGAACACAGUUUAUGAAGGGGACUACCAUGCUGGACAUCCAAACAUCCUCAUCUUCUGGGAGGUGUUUGAGACAAUGACACCGGAGGAAAAGAAAAAAUUCCUCUUGUUCGUGACAGGUAGUGACCGCGUACCCUUCCUGGGAAUGGAGAGCAUCAGGAUGAGAGUGGCCGUCUUACCCAACUCUGAUGAACACCAUUUGCCAGAAGCGCUCACCUGCCACUGUCUGCUAUUACUGCCCAUCUACCGCAGAUACCCAGUCAACAAGACGAUGCAGACCAGGCUUCUUGAGGCUAUUAAUCACAACAGAGGCUUCUGGAAGGUCACAGACUCUGAAUCCUGAACUAACCACCGCUUCCUCUGUUUCUUUUGGCUAUAUAAUCUGUCCGAUGUAAUGAUACAGAUGCUGCUUUUUUAAUGUGUAACAUAAGUCCUUCCUUCCUCUAUGUAAUAAUAAUAAUACAUUUUAUUUGUAUAGCGCUUUUCAAAACUCAAGGGCACUUUACAGACAUAAAAAUCCACACAAAAAAGAAAACUUUUUACACAUUAAAUAAACAAUUAAUGAAAUACGAGAACAACUGAAAUGAAUGUAGGCACUCUCCAGCAGUCCAUGUUGUCAUUUAGUAGUUUGAGGGUAAUCAUCAUGCGUAACUCUGCCUUCAUUUGUUCUUUAAUCUCACUUUUUGAUGGCUGAUGCCACUUGCACAUGUUAAAGUUUUUUUUUUUUAAACUCCACUUCAUAAAUACUGCCAUUGCUGCUCCUCUGACAUGACAACCUCACUUUUUAGGACUUUGGAUCAAGUCAUUCUUUGCAUUAAACAGUCUUUCCAAUUAAACAAGCUUACAUUUUUUAUGUUCAAGUAUUUAAAAGAACUCAAAACUCAGCUGUAUGUUGCUUGCUUUGUACCGUAAUAACCAGCCAAAUAAAGUUCUUAUCUCCUC
Messenger RNA from Mugil cephalus (flathead mullet), 3754 nucleotides. Its product is annotated as probable E3 ubiquitin-protein ligase HERC4. The transcript has 23 exons. The record is from RefSeq and is a predicted model, not a curated record. Lineage: Eukaryota; Metazoa; Chordata; Actinopteri; Mugiliformes; Mugilidae. Bases 108 to 3155 code for a protein of 1015 amino acids. Gene Ontology annotation, molecular function: ubiquitin-protein transferase activity.